AUGCCGUUAAUAGAGGCUUUCUUUGACCAGAUCAGCACGAUCCUGGGGCCAGACAACGUCUCCCGGGAUUCGUCUGCCGGGGCGCUUGUCGGUCCAAAGGGAAAGACGGCCUAUGGCGACCCCUACCCGCUAGACGAGGCGGUAAAACGCUCGCCCGUCGGCGCUGUUCGGCCCAGCACGGUCGAGGAGGUUCAGGCAGUCAUCCGAGCGGCCAAUGUGUUUCACGUCCGGCUCUGGACCGUGUCGCGCGGCAAGAACCUUGGCUAUGGCGGCACCUGUCCCGUGGUCAACGGCACUGUCGUUCUGGACCUGCACCGAAUGACCAAGAUCAUCGAGAUCAACGAGGAGUUUGGCUAUGCCAUUGUCGAGCCUGGUGUCUCCUUCUUCGACGUAUAUGAGGAGAUUCAGAAGCGGAAGCUCAAGCUGUGGCCGUCCUGCCCAGCAAUCGGCUGGGGCUCCAUCCUCGGAAACACGCUGGACCGUGGCUUCGGCUACACACCCGGUGGAGAGCACUCGCAGGUCCAGUGCGGCAUGGAGGUCGUCCUGCCCAGCGGCGAGCUGCUUCGCACGGGCAUGGGGGCCAUGCCCGACAGCAAGCUGUUCGGUCUGUACAAAGGAGGGUUCGGUCCAAGCAUCGACGGCCUGUUUUUUCAGUCCAACUUUGGCGUUGCAACCAAACUCGGGUAUCACGUGACACCCGCUCCAGAGGCGUACUGUCGCUUUAAGAUCAACUUUGCCGAGGAGGAGGACCUGAUCCCGAUGAUCGACACACUGACGGACCUGCUGCGGCGAAACAUUAUCGGCAACUCGCCGUCGGUGUCCAACAUCUUCCGCGACGCGAUCGUGUCGGGCGACCCGGACGCGAUAGCCGCAGUGAAGCCAUAUCUGGGCACAGACAAGUACGUGCCGUAUGAUGUGAUGGACAAGCUGCGACGCCAAAAGGGCUGGGGCUUCUGGACGGCACACUUUGCGCUGUACGGCUCGCGCGAGGUCGUUCCGGCUCUACGAGACACGGUCAAGCGGGCGUUUGCCAAGGUGCCCGGGGCGACGAUCAAGGAAUGCGAGCUCUACACAGCACCGGAAGACGAGGUGCUGAAUGCGAGCAUCGUCGGCGAGGAAGAGAUCCCCAACACGGGCGUGCCGACGCUGUCGCCGCUCGGCCUGCUUGACUUUGGCCGCGAGCCGGGCUCGUACCACACCUGCUUCUCGCCGCUGAUUCCGCCAUCCGGAAAGGCGCUGUACGACUGGUACAUCACGGCGAAGAAGCGGACUGUCGAUGCGCGCUUCGACUUCUUUGCCGACUUCCACGUGUAUGCGCGCUACGUCAUCGGCAUCGAGCUGGUCAUGUACACGGACGCGGAGAAGGAGCGGAUGAAAGGAAGCUCCUUUAUGGACGACGUGGCGUCGCACUUUGACUUCAACGGCGGCGUGUUCAACAAGUUCCUGACCCGCAUCAAGGACAGCCUUGACCCCAACGGCAUCCUGUCGCCGGGCAAGUCGGGCGUGUGGAACUCGGCUGGACCGGGAUCUCGGUUGCACGGCGCGUCCGAGGUGCCAAAGCUGUGA
Molecule: messenger RNA, 1566 nt
Organism: Grosmannia clavigera kw1407
Lineage: Eukaryota; Fungi; Ascomycota; Sordariomycetes; Ophiostomatales; Ophiostomataceae
Product: vanillyl-alcohol oxidase
Exons: 5
Coding region: 1-1566 (521 amino acids)
Biological process (GO): lactate catabolic process
Cellular component (GO): mitochondrion
Molecular function (GO): D-lactate dehydrogenase (NAD+) activity; FAD binding; D-lactate dehydrogenase (cytochrome) activity
Source: RefSeq, a predicted model, not a curated record